This is a messenger RNA of Gorilla gorilla gorilla (western lowland gorilla), 4352 nucleotides long. It is a transcript of the gene RABL6, whose product is annotated as RAB, member RAS oncogene family like 6. The record is from RefSeq and is a predicted model, not a curated record. The transcript is spliced from 15 exons. Gene Ontology annotation, cellular component: cytosol; nucleus. The coding region runs from base 1828 to 3687 and encodes 619 amino acids. NCBI's taxonomy places the organism in Eukaryota, Metazoa, Chordata, Mammalia, Primates, Hominidae. Gene Ontology annotation, molecular function: GTP binding.
CCUCGGGCGCCGCGCGGUGGUGGGUGUCGGUCUCGCCUGCUUGCCGGUUGUGGGGUGCGCUGGGCCCGCCGGGCGCUCCGGGAGCGGGGGCACGGGCCAGGGGACGCGAGGAGAGGCCAGGCCAGGGCCGGGUCCUCGCGGCCCCCGAGCCGCGGGUCGUUUCCCAGCCGCACUCGUCUGCCGCGUGUCGCUCCCGCCGCGCUGUGCAGUGGAGCGGGUCGGCGGCGGCGGGGUUGGCCCGGCUGCCCGGCCCGGGGGUGAUUACAUAAUGCCAAGCAGGGCCCGCCGGCCCGGGGCGCCGCGCCCCCGACGCUCCACGGUGCCCAGCCCCGGGCACCACUCACCUGCAGGAGGUGCGGGGAACCCAGCCGGCCUUGGCGCUUUCAGCGGGAUUUUUCUUUGUUGACUUCCUACUGAGUUUGAAGACAGAAUAUUAGCUACGCCACACAUUCUCGCCUUUUUUUUUUAAGAAGCGUUUGUAAGAGACGUAUCUAGAAAAGCUCCAGAAGGCACGGGCUGACUUGCGACUGUAGGAGACAUCCCAUUUCUCGUAGGAAGGAGGAGUCAUUUACGGACUCCUGAGUGCCUGGGACGCUCCAUUCGUUUGUUAUAAAUUGUGUAAAUUGUCCUCGACCUCUUAUGAGUUUUUCCAUCUUGCGGGCUCUUUCCCAUUAGUUUUUGAAAGCUUUUAUGUGGUUCCCUGUUUUGACAUUGCUUCCCUCUUAGCCAUUUCCGUAUGUUUCUAUGAGGUUUUAGGACGCUACGCCUAUCCAGUUUUUUGGUCACUUUAAGGGGAGCCUUAGAGUCUCCGUGAUAUUUCCAUGGUAAUGUAGAAUUUUAAGAACUAAUGAUCAGAAAGACUCUUGUGCAGGUUUAAAAGCAAGUUCAUGAAUUCGCCUGCCGUGUGCACGGAGAGAGGCCGUAGUUCCUGGGGCUGGAGCUAGUCCAGGAGGACAGUGAAGAUGUCGCCUUUCUUAGUCCCCCGGCCUGUGAGCAAGAGGAAGCUGCAGACCACUCGGGCCACCCUCACCCAGACACCUUUAGCAGUAAGCAAGAUAAAACAACUUCUUAAAGAUAAGUCUGAGCAUCUAGGUAUGAAAGUUGGUGUCCGGGCCGGGCACGGUGGCUCAUGCCUGUAAUCCCAGCACUCUGGGAGGCCAAGGCGGGCAGAUCACGAGGUCAGGAGUUCGAGACCAGCCUGGCCAACAUAGUGAAACACCGUCUCUACUAAAAGUACGAAAAAAAAAUUUGAAAAAAAAAUUUAAAAAAAAGAAAGCUGAUGUCCGAACCAAGGGCCGUAUUGGCCUUUCUUAUACUCUAGAACAUACGACGACAAAGAAGAUUUUGAUGAAGUUCAAAUUAGAGUCAGAGUGCUCAUCAGAAAGAAAGCGCAGCCAACACGUUUAGGAACAGAAACGGAUUAUGUUGAAGACAAAUAAUUCACUGCGUUUGUGUUCAGUAACCCAAGCAUCAAAGGAACUUGUGGCUGGGGAGAAGGCUUGACUAUUUGAAAUCUCAGGACUCCUCUGUCCAGGAGCUCCCAGACUCCCGUGGAAGCCUGGGGGCUCGCUGAAGUCACGUGACUGGAACGUGCUUAAUGCGUGGCUGUCUGUGAAGAUAGUGAUCCGGGGAGACAGGAACACGGGCAAGACAGCGCUGUGGCACCGCCUGCAGGGCCGGCCGUUCGUGGAGGAGUACAUCCCCACACAGGAGAUCCAGGUCACCAGCAUCCACUGGAGCUACAAGACCACGGAUGACAUCGUGAAGGUUGAAGUCUGGGAUGUGGUAGACAAAGGAAAAUGCAAAAAGCGAGGCGACGGCUUAAAGAUGGAGAACGACCCCCAGGAGGCGGAGUCUGAAAUGGCCCUGGAUGCUGAGUUCCUGGACGUGUACAAGAACUGCAACGGGGUGGUCAUGAUGUUCGACAUUACCAAGCAGUGGACCUUCAAUUACAUUCUCCGGGAGCUUCCGAAAGUGCCCACCCACGUGCCAGUGUGCGUGCUGGGGAACUACCGGGACAUGGGCGAGCACCGAGUCAUCCUGCCGGACGACGUGCGUGACUUCAUCGACAACCUGGACAGACCUCCAGGUUCCUCCUACUUCCGCUAUGCUGAGUCUUCCAUGAAGAACAGCUUCGGUCUAAAGUACCUUCAUAAGUUCUUCAAUAUCCCAUUUUUGCAGCUUCAGAGGGAGACGCUGUUGCGGCAGCUGGAGACGAACCAGCUGGACAUGGACGCCACGCUGGAGGAGCUGUCGGUGCAGCAGGAGACGGAGGACCAGAACUACGGCAUCUUCCUGGAGAUGAUGGAGGCUCGCAGCCGCGGCCAUGCGUCCCCACUGGCGGCCAACGGGCAGAGCCCAUCUUCGGGCUCCCAGUCACCAGUGGUGCCUGCAGGCGCCGUGUCCACGGGGAGCUCCAGCCCCGGCACACCCCAGCCCGCCCCACAGCUGCCCCUCAAUGCCGCCCCACCAUCCUCUCUGCCCCCUGUACCACCCUCAGAGGCCCUGCCCCCACCUGCGUGCCCCUCAGCCCCCGCCCCACGGCGCAGCAUCAUCUCUAGGCUGUUUGGGACGUCACCUGCCACCGAGGCAGCCCCUCCACCUCCAGCAUCACUGUUCACAGAGCCAGUCCCGGCCGCAGAGGCCCCAGCAACAGUCCAGAGUGUGGAGGACUUUGUUCCCGACGACCGCCUGGACCGCAGCUUCCUGGAAGACACGACCCCCGCCAGGGACGAGAAGAAGGUGGGAGCCAAGGCUGCCCAGCAGGACAGCGACAGUGAUGGGGAGGCCCUGGGCGGCAACCCGAUGGUGGCAGGGUUCCAGGACGACGUGGACCUCGAAGACCAGCCACGUGGGAGUCCCCCGCUGCCUGCAGGCCCCGUCCCCAGUCAAGACAUCACUCUUUCGAGUGAGGAGGAAGCAGAAGUGGCAGGUCCCCCACAAGGCCCUGCCCCAGCUCCCCAGCAGUGCUCAGAGCCAGAGACCAAGUGGUCCUCCAUACCAGCUUCGAAGCCACGGAGGGGGACAGCUCCCACGAGGACUGCAGCACCCCCCUGGCCAGGCGGUGCCUCUGUUCGCACAGGUCCGGAGAAGCGCAGCAGCACCAGGCCCCCUGCUGAGAUGGAGCCGGGGAAGGGUGAGCAGGCCUCCUCGUCGGAGAGUGACCCCGAGGGACCCAUUGCUGCACAAAUGCUGUCCUUCGUCAUGGAUGACCCCGACUUUGAGAGCGAGGCAUCAGACACACAGCGCAGGGCGGAUGAGUUUCCCGUGCGAGAUGACCCCUCCGAUGUGACUGACGAGGAUGAGGGCCCUGCCCAGCCGCCCCCACCCCCCAAGCUCCCUCUCCCCGCCUUCAGACUGAAGAAUGACUCGGACCUCUUCGGGCUGGGGCUGGAGGAGGCCGGACCCAAGGAGAGCAGUGAGGAAGGUAAGGAGGGCAAAGCCCCCUCUAAGGAGAAGAAGAAGAAGAAGAAAAAAGGCAAAGAGGAGGAAGAAAAGUCUGCCAAGAAGAAGAGCAAACACAAGAAGAGCAAGGACAAGGAGGAGGGCAAGGAGGAGCGGCGGCGGCGGCAGCAGCGGCCCCCGCGCGGCAGGGAGAGGACGGCUGCUGAUGAGCUGGAGGCUUUCUUGGGGGGCAGGGCCCCGGGCGGCCGUCACCCUGGGGGUGGCGACUACGAGGAGCUCUAGGCCGGCGCGGGCAGUGGCCGCCCUGGGGCGGGGGGCGUGCCUGUCACUGCCUGGGGAGGCAUCUGCCUCUGCACCAUCGCCUUUGCCACUGCCCGGUGGCUGCCGUGUGCGCUUCUGAGCUGGAAGAGGCCGGGCAUUGGUGGUCCCCAGGCUGGGCCCUGCAGGUGCUGGGCCUUCAGGCCCAGUGUGAGCCUGCUCUGCAAGAAGGGAGGGGACAGCUGGCUUCAGCCAGGCUCGGUGGACACCCUGGCCCUCUCGGGGCAGAGCCGCCAGUGUUUCUCAGGGAUGUGACUGAGGCCCAGGAGGGACCUGUGAGGGUCUGUUUACAGAGGCUGGGCAGGGGCCGCUUGGCUGUGGGGUGCGCGCUGCCCUGGCACCUGCUUGCCCUUUGCGCUCACCUGGGGCCGCAGCAUGCCUAUGGCUCCGCUUCCGGCCGGGAGCCCUGAACACGGGUGUGCAGACGCACCCUAAAGGGCGGCCCAGGCCCCACGCUAGAAGGCUGGCGAGACCGAAGGCAGCAUGUGAGGCCUCUCCUGGGAGUGGGGGUUGUGUUUCCCACAGUGGCCUCAGCUGCGCCCCCGCUCAGGUGAGCCCGAAGGCAGGAGCCGGGAGGCACUCCUCCCAAACACUCCACUCAGACCAUAAAGCACUCCUGUUUCACUCUG